Molecule: messenger RNA, 1330 nt
Organism: Cuscuta epithymum
Lineage: Eukaryota; Viridiplantae; Streptophyta; Magnoliopsida; Solanales; Convolvulaceae
Source: the annotation of a GenBank genome assembly
CCGGUAUUAAUUUUCUCUUUAAUAAUAUCUUUUAUUGGUUGCAUUGUUUAUGCAAUUAUGCAAAAGUGAUUCUCAGCAAGUCGAAUCAUUGAUUGAAAAGUGUACUAAAUCACGUGUGUUGCUCUUAAUAAUACGAUAGAGAUGUGGCAUUUAACUUCAAGUGAACUCCUGCUGGAAUCACCGGUUCGGACUCCCCUGCCACUGGACCCACAGAUACUAUUGUUACUCCUUCCAUGGAAGCUACUGAACCUGAAAACACUAGUGAACACCAGGAGCUAGUCUUGGGCCGAGGACAAAGGCAUAAGACUCCCUCGGUCCGACUCAAGGACUACGUUACACAUACAGUAAUAAAAAACAGUCCAUUCCCUGUUCAUUCUGCUCCAUCACCCUCUUCAGGUACGCCGUUCCCUAUAACUCAUUAUAUUACUUGUGAUGCUUUUUCUCCCAAACAUCAAGCUUACUUGGCAGCUUUACACUCUAUAACGGAACCACAUUCUUUCCAAGAGGCUGUCAAAGAUGAAGGGUGGCGGACUGCCAUGCGUGCUGAGAUUCAAGCUCUCGAAAAGAAUGCUACUUGGAGUCUGGUUACACUACCUCCCGGCAAACGGGCACUGGGGUGUAGAUGGGUCUAUAAAAUUAAACAUAAAUCUGACGGUAGCUAGGGCUGUGCACCGGGUCAAAACCGGACCGGACCGGUCCGGAACCGGUCCGGAACCGGAACCGGUUCUUGAAUAAUUAGGGAACCGAAAACCGGUCCGGAUUAUAUCCGGUUUUAGCCGGAACCGGACCGGUCCAAUCCGGUUAAAAACCGGACCGGUCCGGAAAACCGGUACUAUACAAACAACCUGCAAUUUUGCUUGUGCCAAACUAAGUAUAAUCUGGAAAUUGGAAUGUGCAAAAAGCGGUACUAAAUAGGAUUGCUCGAGUGUUUUCAUGGACAUUCUGAGUCUUUGACUGUUCACAUUCAACAACCGUUUGAUAGCAGCAAGCCAACAACCGGUAUUAAAAAGCAAUGAUCAACAACAACAAAAAUUCAACAUAAAAAUUCAACAGCAAAAUAUAAAUAGUUCAAAAAGUUCACAAUAAACAACUUCAUCAAAGUAUUUAGACUGUGACAGUUUGAAAUAUAAAUAGUUCAAAAAGUUCACAAAAAACUCCACUUCAACACAAAGUAUUUAGACUUUGACAUUGUAGAUAUAGAAUUCCACUCUUCAUAUUCAAGUCACAUAAACAACUUCCUCCAUAAAGCUAUCCAUGUCUUCCACAUCUACAUAAUCACACAAAAUCUAUAUUAGCAAUUUAGCAUUUUAAAAUCUAUAUUAGCAAUCCG